This is a messenger RNA of Lymnaea stagnalis (great pond snail), 162 nucleotides long. The record is from the annotation of a GenBank genome assembly. Lineage: Eukaryota; Metazoa; Mollusca; Gastropoda; Lymnaeidae.
GCGACGCCUUCAGAUAUCGGGAAUAUCCGAUCUGUUACACUGUCCUUUACACACAUCAUACCUCUCCUGAACCCCUUCCAGUGGAACAUCCUAGGGCUCAGACAUCCCAAGUUGUACAUAGAUGAAGUAGACAUCCAUCGACAGGAAGCUGGCGCAGAGUAA